Exophiala dermatitidis NIH/UT8656 is the source of this 994-nucleotide messenger RNA. RefSeq lists its product as uncharacterized. The record is from RefSeq and is a predicted model, not a curated record. NCBI's taxonomy places the organism in Eukaryota, Fungi, Ascomycota, Eurotiomycetes, Chaetothyriales, Herpotrichiellaceae. The coding region runs from base 210 to 599 and encodes 129 amino acids. Gene Ontology annotation, biological process: mitochondrial respiratory chain complex IV assembly. The transcript is spliced from 2 exons. Gene Ontology annotation, cellular component: mitochondrial intermembrane space; mitochondrion; respiratory chain complex IV.
CCGCAGUUCAACUCCAACUGCGCAUUGCGUGGAAGAAAAGGUCUCACCAGAUCUCAUACCAACUCGCAAACUCCUAGUCUAAUCUGCGCGCUGUUCUCGGUGUAUAUCAGUACCAUCUCCGCCAGCUUCGUUCAGCCACCUACCUGAUCUAAGCAACUUGAACUGCGUGUCGGACGUUUCCUCCUCCGCUUGUUCUACCAAUACCAACUAUGGCUUGGGGACUUCCGACCUGGCUAGGGGGCAGUUCUACACCAGCACAGCCCGAACCGGCGCGACCCAAAUCCAAGGACGGCGGCUUCGUGGCGCCCGACCGCAACGCCCGAGAACUAUGCUACGAAUCCCGCGAUGUCUUCUUCGACUGCCUGGAUCGGAAUAACAUCCUGGAUGCGAUCAAAGAGGACGAAAAGGCCAGGAAGGUCUGCCCGCAAGAGGUGGCACAGUAUGAGAAAGAUUGUGCCAAAAGCUGGAUCAAAUAUUUCAAGGAAAAGCGAGUAAUGGAAUACCAACGAGACCAGACGAUAGCCCAGAUUCAGAGAGACGACGCAAAGGCUGCGGCGAAGGCGAAAGAAGGUCGGGGGAAGAGUUCAUGGCUGGGAUGAUUCAGAGACUAGGACACCGUUCUGUGGAGGGAUAGGGCAAUAGACGACAUUCAGCCAGUGGCACCUAUGACCAGAAACCUUGUAUAACAGAUAUACCAUGAUGUGCAAGCCCAUGUAUUACAGUGACGAACCAGAGCGGGAGAAAACGUUGUUUGGAAAAGGGAAACCGACGCUUGGUUCUCUUGCUUGAAAUACGGACCUCGUAUAAUGAAUGAAUAUAUUCUUCACUCAUCCAACGACUCUUGACGGCAACAUUUGCGCCGAUCGGGAGGAAGGCUGCAUCACAGACUUGUGGGGAUGAGAUAUGAUCACCGAAAGUCCUACCGCCCUAAAGGACCCAAUACGCUCCCAACCAUAACAGCAGCCUCCCGUUCCCAAUUACCCACUGCCUCUCC